AUGUCUCAAACUCGCCAGCCAAGGAAUCCACAACACCAGACAAGCACCCAAACAUCUCAAGACUUGUCGCUUCCAGGGACUCUUCGGUUGCGGGGCGAGGAUGCUCCCAGCGUCAGCCCCGAGCCAUCCUCCUCUCGACGCAUUAGAUGGAGUGAAGAUGUUGUAGAUAAUGAAGGCAUGGGGAAAAAAAGCUCUAAAGUAUGCUGUAUCUACCACAAAGCUCGACCUGUGGGCGAGAGUAGCUCCGAAGAAUCUUCCUCCAGCUCGUCCGAUUCAGACAGUGAUAGUGAGACCGACUGCCGCAAAUCCAGGUCAACCCAUCACUCGCACCCGAGAGGACGGGGACCAGCAGGGGAGGGCUCGUCGGAUCAGUCACAAGACCAGACUUCAGAUGCUUGCACACAUCAACAUCGCCACCGUCACACUAAGCUCAAAAGGAAACCAAGCCCGAAUGCCUAUGAGAAGAUGCCCAGAUCAUCGAAAAAUUCAUCCCGAGGCACAUGA
Messenger RNA from Penicillium longicatenatum, 504 nucleotides. RefSeq names its product PPP1R11/YPI1 family protein. Gene Ontology annotation, molecular function: protein serine/threonine phosphatase inhibitor activity; protein phosphatase 1 binding. The transcript has 2 exons. Gene Ontology annotation, cellular component: nucleus. The record is from RefSeq and is a predicted model, not a curated record. Bases 1 to 504 code for a protein of 167 amino acids. NCBI's taxonomy places the organism in Eukaryota, Fungi, Ascomycota, Eurotiomycetes, Eurotiales, Aspergillaceae.